UGACCGCACUAAAAUGCACAGCAAAAAGGAAACUGAGAGCAAAAGGCAACUGAAGGGAUAUAUAACUGUCACUUAGUUUAAAAAACUGCUUGGAAGAAGCAAUGGAGGGGUUCAGACACCUUUCGUAGUCUUGUGAUUUUCCACAUCUUAUGACAAUACUGCUCUGGUCAAUUCAAGAGGGUGGGGCAGGAAGCACACAAACUAAAAGCUUUCAUAAAGAGGAAGAGACUUUCUUGGCUUGUUGACUGGAGCAGGGUAGCUGCCUGCCUGAGGACUAACAGACUCAUCAGAGGACUCUGUUGGAAGGUUGUCCAACAGAAUAGAGAACACAGCCAUUCUUCUACAUCCCAAACCUCAUCACAGUCUCACUGUGUAUGUGUCAACGGAGGAGAGAACAGAAAGGACUGUUGAGGAGAGAACCAGAGGAGGAUGAAGUCUAUCAAAUUAGAUCAGUCGGCUACAGUCGAUGAGCUUACGGAGGCCUGCAUCAAAGCAUUUGAUUAUGAAGGCAGGCUGAAUGAUGAGUCUCUGGUCCGGAUGUUUCUCAUGAUGCAUCCAUGGUACCUCUCCUCUGCUGACCUGGCCAAGAAACUCUCCAGCAAGUCGCUGGAGGAAAACUGUCUGCCUGAACUCAGGUCACAAAUCUGCCAUCUUAUCAAGUACUGGAUCAGCGAGUUCCCAGCAGAGUUUGACCUGAACCCAGAGCUGGCAGAGCCGAUCAGAAGGCUGAAGGAGCAGCUGGCUCAGCAGGGAGAGGAGCACCAGAGCACACUCAUCAACGUUGACAGUGUGCCGUCAUAUGAGUGGAGUAGGCAGGUGAGCCAACCAGCUCAGUCUGAUUUCAAGAAGAGGAAGACGUCUCUCCUCUUUGAUCACCUGGACUCAUCUGAACUAGCAGAGCACCUCACCUACAUGGAGUAUAAGUCCUUCUGUAGGAUACUGUUCCAGGACUACCACAGCUUUGUGAUGCAUGGCUGCACAGUGGACAACCCCAUCCUGGAGCGCUUCAUCACCCUCUUCAACAGCGUGUCUCAGUGGAUCCAGCUGAUGGUGCUCAGCAAGCCCACCGCCCCCCAGAGGGCUGCAGUCAUCUCCCACUUUAUUAGGGUCGCACAGAGGUUGUUACAGCUGCAGAACUUCAACACUCUGAUGGCAGUAGUGGGAGGUCUCAGUAACAGCUCCAUCUCACGCCUCAAAGACACACAGUCACACAUCAGCACCGAUGUGAGCAAGGUGUUCAACAACCUGGUGGAGCUUGUGACAUCCUGUGGGAACUAUAGCCAGUACCGCCAGCGCUUCUCAGAGAGCACAGGCUUCCGUUUCCCCAUCCUGGGUGUGCACCUCAAGGACCUGAUUGCUGUGCACGUAGCCCUGCCCGACUGGAGUGACCGGGAGAAGACGCAGGUCAACCUGGCCAAGACCCAACAGCUGUAUGCCAUCCUCCAGGAGCUUGCGCUGAUCCAGACCAUGCCACCCAGCGUUGAUGCCAACAUGGACCUGCUCAACCUGCUCAUGGUGUCUCUGGACCAGUAUCACUCAGAGGAAGAGAUCUAUCAGCUGUCCCUGCAGAGGGAGCCCCGCACAGCCAGGCCAUUGUCUACCCCAAGCCCACCUAUGAUAGAAGAGUGGGCAUCUUCAGUGAAGCCCAAAGCUGACCCCACCAUCAUCAGUAAACACAUACAGAAGAUGGUAGAGUCUGUGUUUAAGAAUUUUGACACUGAUGGAGAUGGCUACGUCACUCAGGAGGAAUUUGAGAUCAUUAGGACGAACUUCCCAUACCUCUGCAAGUUUGACGACCUGGAUAAGAAUCAGGACGGCAGAAUCAGUCAGGAGGAGAUGAUCGACUACUUCACCAAGGCCAGCUCUUUACUGAACAGCAAGAUGGGGUUCAUCCACACAUUUUCAGAGAAGACCUGCAUGAAGCCUAUGCUUUGCCAUCACUGUAAAGGCAUCAUGUGGGGAUUUUACAAACAAAGAUACAAGUGUAAAGCCUGUGGGGUGAGCUGCCACAAAGAUUGUCGCAGCCGCCUUGCUGUGGAGUGCCGCAAACGAACACAGAGCACCUGUCAUGAAUACCAUUCUCCCCAACACUCCCGUUCCUUCAGUGUGCCUGCUAUAGCUCAGCCGUUACACACUGUACAGCAUACAGUCAUUACAGAGGAAGCUCCUGAAUCCCUGGGGGAUGAAGUGUUUGAUGUCCACCUUUGAGGAG
Oncorhynchus masou masou (cherry salmon) is the source of this 2212-nucleotide messenger RNA. Its product is annotated as RAS guanyl-releasing protein 2-like. Bases 430 to 2208 code for a protein of 592 amino acids. Gene Ontology annotation, molecular function: guanyl-nucleotide exchange factor activity; calcium ion binding. Gene Ontology annotation, cellular component: plasma membrane. The transcript is spliced from 16 exons. Gene Ontology annotation, biological process: Ras protein signal transduction; positive regulation of GTPase activity. Lineage: Eukaryota; Metazoa; Chordata; Actinopteri; Salmoniformes; Salmonidae. The record is from RefSeq and is a predicted model, not a curated record.